Symbiodinium sp. CCMP2592 is the source of this 1809-nucleotide messenger RNA. Lineage: Eukaryota; Dinophyceae; Suessiales; Symbiodiniaceae. The record is from the annotation of a GenBank genome assembly.
AUGCUGUCUAAGUUGCACUCCCUGCAGGACCCGUCUUGCCUUCUGGAACUACUUGGUUUUGUCUCAGAUUGGUUUGGGUCCCUUUAUGAGGAUGGCUACGUGCAUGCAGGCAAAACGUGGAAGUUCUUGGUGCAAGGCUUGAAAGGCGACCUAGUCUUUCAGGCCAAGGCAUGCUCCCUGGUUCGAAACUUUGCCCGGGUGCAAAAACAAGUGCAAAAGGCUACGUCAAAGCCCCUGCUAGGGCUGUGCUGUUGGUGCAUGGCUGGAACCUCCACUUGUGGUUUCGAGGAUUUCAGCAGGAAUCCAGCUUGGUUAACCACAGCUGCUGAAAAUAACCCGGCGCCGUGGCCCGUGCCUCCCACGAUUCUGCGGUCCAUCCCGCACAUGCCCGAUGCGCCAAGCUUCCUGAAGGUUGAUUUGUUUCACACGCUGAACCUUGGAGCGUACAAAGAGUUUGCUGCAUCAUCCUUGGUUUUGCUCCUUCCAUAUUUCGAAGGAACGAAUAAUGACGACCGCAUCCUAUCUUUGAAUGCUCACCUUCAAGUCUAUUUGAAGGAGACACGGCAGCGCUUGCAUUGCGGAAAACUGACCCUGGAGAAUAUCGGAGCCAAAACCAAAACGAUAUUUGCAACUGGAUCUUGGAACAAAGGGGAGGACAGUGUGGUGCUCAUGAAAUUCCUUCCUUGGGCUAUGGAUAUUAUGGACACUGUAAAUGCAAUGGAAAAGCCCUGGCGCUACAUCGAUGUGGGGGCCCGAGCAGCGGGACAAUGCAUGAGGACUCUCUAUUCGGCUGAAGCUUUUAUGCCGAAAAAGGAUGCGCAACUGGCGGCAGACUCCGGCUUCACCUUCCUUCAGGCUUACUCUAAGCUAGUUGAGUGGUCGAUGCAGCACAAUCUGUUGCUGUACAACCUGAUUCCGAAGCUGCACUUCUUUCACCAUUGCCUGGUCGACCUGAUGAAUGCUUGUGCUCAGGAAAACCUUUCCUGUGUGCUGAACCCAAUCGUGAAUUCCACGCCCCAGUGCGAGGAUAUGGCGCUUGCGCUGCUCCUGGGAAUGGAGCGGAGUCGCGUGCAGGCAGAUGUCAUUGCCUACAAUGCCGCCAUCAGCAGCUGCGAGAAAGCCGCCGUUUGGGAGGUUGCUUUGGUGCUGCUUCCCUGGCUUCGAGCUCGCGAGCUGCAGCCAGACACGAUCUCUUUCAACGCAGCCAUCAGCGCCUGCCAGAAGCGGCGCGAAUGGCUGUGGGCAUUGGAGCUGAUUCGCGAAGCCGAAGAUCAGCACGUCCGGCUCAGUUCGGUGUCCUUCAAUGCCGCCAUCAGCGCUUGCGACUCUGCGACGGCGUGGCAGAGGGCCCCCAAUCUCCUUCAAGCAUUUCGCAUGACGGAGAUGCGGCAGGACAUCGUUUCCUACAACGCGGCCAUUUCGGCAUGCGAGAACGGGUCGCAGUGGCGGCUUGCUCUCCAGUUACUGCAUGAAGCGACUUGCAUGCGGAUGGAACCAGACUCCAUCACCUACCUUGCCGUCAUCAGUACUUCCGAGAAGGUGGCUCAAUGGACCGUGGUGCUGUGGCUCCUCGCAAGCGCUUACUGCGCCAGAGUGGUCCUAGACUCCUCACUGUACAACGCUGCAGCUGCUGCCUGCAGCCGCGCCAGCGAGUGGGCUCCCGAUGCUCCGCAAGAGGAGCCGAAGGUUGCGGACCCACGGGCAGUGGAGGACGACUCCACACCAAACGUCUCCUUCGAUGCCUCCCUGAUUGGAGCCAUCGUUCUGCUUCUGCCGCUGGCAGCUGUCCUCGCCGGGCGCUUCGAGUAG